This is a messenger RNA of Eleginops maclovinus (Patagonian blennie), 3125 nucleotides long. RefSeq names its product phosphoribosyl pyrophosphate synthase-associated protein 2. The record is from RefSeq and is a predicted model, not a curated record. The transcript is spliced from 11 exons. Gene Ontology annotation, biological process: 5-phosphoribose 1-diphosphate biosynthetic process; purine nucleotide biosynthetic process. Lineage: Eukaryota; Metazoa; Chordata; Actinopteri; Perciformes; Eleginopidae. The coding region runs from base 207 to 1280 and encodes 357 amino acids. Gene Ontology annotation, molecular function: ATP binding; magnesium ion binding; ribose phosphate diphosphokinase activity. Gene Ontology annotation, cellular component: ribose phosphate diphosphokinase complex; cytoplasm.
CUCAGAACUGAACGUCACUUGAGAUUGAAGCAGGCGGAGUGAGAGGAGCAGGUUGACAACAACCGGAGGAUUUUAUAUAUUUCAAUAUUAGUGGUUGCAUACUGUAACCGGACCUAACACGCAAGCUGGAAGGGCUCAGCGCAGCCUGGGUGCCCAGGGAUCCGCUGCCUGAGUGCGAGGAGAGCAGUGAGCGCCCCCCAAGAGACAUGAACCACACCAAGGGAGGCCUCGUCAUCUUCACCGCCAACUCACACCCCGCCAGCCGGGAGCUGGGCAAGAGGAUCUCAGAGCGGUUAGGAGUGGAGCUCGGUAAAGUGCAGGUGUACCAGGAAGCUAACAGAGAAACCCGGGUGCAGAUCCAGGAGUCGGUGCGAGGAAAAGAUGUGUUUGUGAUCCAGACGGUGUCCAAGGAUGUGAACACCACCAUCAUGGAGAUGCUGAUCCUGGUCUACGCCUGCAGGACCUCCUGCGCCCGCAGCAUCACGGGGGUCCUGCCUUACUUCCCCUACAGUAAGCAGUGCAAGAUGAGGAAGAGGGGCUCCAUCGUGUCUAAGCUCAUCGCCUCCAUGAUGUGUAAAGCUGGUCUGACCCACCUGAUCACCAUGGACCUGCAUCAGAAGGAGAUCCAGGGGUUCUUCAACAUCCCCGUGGACAACCUGAGAGCCUCCCCCUUCCUGCUGCAGUACAUCCAGGAGGAGAUCCCCGACUACAGGAACGCUGUGAUCGUGGCCAAAUCUCCAGCCUCUGCGAAAAGGGCUCAGUCGUUUGCAGAGCGUCUGCGCCUCGGUAUCGCUGUGAUCCACGGAGAGGCUCAGGACGCUGAGUCGGACCAGGUGGAUGGACGUCACUCUCCCCCCACCGUGAAAACCACCGGAGCCAUACACCCCAGCAUGGACAUCCCACUGUUGAUCCCCAAAGAGAAGCCCCCCAUCACGGUGGUGGGAGACGUAGGAGGACGCAUCGCCAUCAUAGUGGAUGACAUCAUCGAUGACGUGGACAGCUUCGUGGCGGCGGCCGAGACGCUGAAGGAAAGAGGAGCCUACAAGAUCUAUGUCAUGGCAACACACGGCAUCCUCUCUUCCGACGCCCCGCGCUUUAUCGAGGAGUCGGCCAUCGACGAGGUGGUGGUCACCAACACGAUCCCCCACGAGCUACAGAAGCUGCAGUGUCCGAAGAUCAAAACGGUCGACAUCAGCAUGAUCCUGUCGGAGGCCAUCCGCCGCAUCCACAACGGAGAGUCCAUGAGUUACCUGUUCCGCAACAUCGGAGUGGACGACUGAAACACACACACACACACACACACACACACACACACACACACAGCCAUUUGCCUUUUCAGAUCUGCUCAGAGCUGAAUGUCAAACACUGAAUUUGCUACACACUCUUCCUGCUUGUAUUAUAUUAUAAUAAAUGCUAACAAUUUUCCUUUGAGUGCAGCUCAAAGGGUCAGUUCGGGGGUCUUUAGGACGGGUUGUUAGAGGAAUUCAUCCAUUUCCAGUGUAUUACUUAUAGUAGGUAAAUGUCAAAAACCGCCUUAGAAAGAACGAACACUUAUUUUAACUUACUUUAAGGAAAGACCCACCUAAACAAUGAAUAUCAGCUUAGAUGUACGCUUUAUUUGGAAUAUUUUAAGUGCUUAACCUUGCACUUAGACAGCAUUGCAGGGGACUGGAGCCAAAUCCCCCAGACUUAUUUUAUCUUGCAGAAUUUGGGAGUUGCUAGUCUACUUUUGUCUUAAUCUGUUUGCUUUGUUGUGUCGUUUGAUUUUCAGUUAGUUACUCCCCAAAGCGACACAAUGUUCUGAUUAAAUUUACAUUUGCUUCCUUUUUAAAGAAAGACCCACUUCAGAUCGGAAUAUCAUCAAGUGUAUGUUUUAUUUUGAAUAUUUGUAGUGCUUUACCUUGCCUUUAAACAGCCUUUUCUUGCGCAGAACCAAAGCCACCAAACUAAAUUGAAAUAAAUAGUAAAACGUGUGAGUUGCUGGUCUGGUUUUGUCAUAAUUGGUUUGAUUCUUAGUGUUAUUGUGUGACUUUCGGCUAGUUUGGAUUCACUGAAGUCACACAAUAAACUCACCAAUUAAGCAGCCAUUUCUGUGGCUAAGAGCUAAAAUUACUACUUUUGUGAAUGGGGUUUGGUGUAUCUGAAAGCAUAAAUAAGGCUUCAAUUUCUUGUCUAGAAGUGCUUUUUACGGCAAAAUAAAGCAGUCUCUCAAUAUACCCUAAAAUUAACUUAAUCUUUAGGUGGUUUAAAAGGUUUUACAGCUGUCCCCUUUAUGGAUAAAUACCUCAUCCAACUCCACUUUAAAACCCCCAAACUGUCCCUUAAUAUAGAAGAUGACUGAACACACACUGAUCUGUGUCCUUCAUGGAUUACUGCCUCUGUCUCUCUUUUCAACAAUACACACCUCCGUUUUGUAUGUGUCUUUCUGACUCACAUCUCCAUCUCCAUCUCUCCAUAGAUGUUACUGUGAUCUGUUAGCAUUGAAUGUCUCUUUGCAGUACAAUCUCCUUUUACUAACAGCAUCAGAGUGCCAGUGCCUUCUACAGGACACACACACACACACAUACACAUAAUUAACCCAGACAUAUUCAGGUGUUCAGCUAAUUAACUCGUGGUGUGUCAGAGUGCAUCCCGUUUAUUUAUGUGGUGUCUGAAUGUGCCACUAAUAUUGUUAGCUUAGCCUGCUAGCAGUUAGCCGUAGCACGUAGAUGCUAACCUGGUGUCAAAUCUCAAUGCUAACUGGAAUUAACCCGGGAAAUGUUUUCUCAGUCUGGUGUUAUUUUAAUGAUUUAUAUCUGUUACAUAUUACUUUGUGUGCCAUCAUUUUAAUACCUGCUUAUGUUUUAUAUUUAAUGCCGCAAACGAGCAGCUGGAGGUGGAAGAAACUAACAUUUGUGAAGACGAAUAAAGUUUGUUCUCACACACAUACACACACACACACACACACACACACACUGGAGUGUUCAGAGAGUGAAGUCCUGAAGCUGGAAGAGUGAAUCAAACUUUUUCUGAUGACUGAAGCAGGUCUUUGUCACUUUUCCUGAUGUGUUCCAAAAAAAUGUUUUGUAUUUAUUUUCAGCACUAAAUAUGAAUAAAUAUGAAUAAAUAUGACCUAAGAAAGUGAA